Messenger RNA from Leptidea sinapis, 2420 nucleotides. It is a transcript of the gene Rrp46, whose product is annotated as exosome complex component RRP46. The coding region runs from base 173 to 838 and encodes 221 amino acids. The transcript is spliced from 5 exons. Lineage: Eukaryota; Metazoa; Arthropoda; Insecta; Lepidoptera; Pieridae. Gene Ontology annotation, cellular component: nucleolus; nuclear exosome (RNase complex); cytoplasmic exosome (RNase complex). Gene Ontology annotation, biological process: poly(A)-dependent snoRNA 3'-end processing; U4 snRNA 3'-end processing; nuclear mRNA surveillance. The record is from RefSeq and is a predicted model, not a curated record.
AGUAAUACAUACUGUAUAUAUUUUGGUACAAGUGACAACCGUACAACUUACAAGAUACAAGUACAGUCUAGAAUUCCACAUAAAAUAAACCCAAUACGAGUAAAAUUACAAUAUUGGAACUGCUACAUUUAUACAGUUAUAGUUACUAGUAACGAGUUAACUAAUAGGCAAUAUGAAAAUUGAGCCGGAAAAACUAAAGCAUCAUAACCUCAAGCCCAUGAAGUGUGAAUUAAAUUAUCUUAGUAAAUCCGAUGGAUCAUCGAUACUAUCACAAGGUAAUACUGUGGUUUUAGUAAGUGUUAAUGGGCCAUUAGAAAUAAAAUCAGCUUACCAAAGUAUGGAGAAGGCAACUUUAGAAGUCUUAUUUAGUAAUAAAGGAGGAAAACCGUCAGUUGCAGAUAGAUUUAAAGAAAAUGUAAUAAGACAAACAUGUGAGUCAGCUAUACUUGGAUGUCUUUUCCCUCGGACAGGCAUCAAUAUCACAAUACAGGAGCUUGAAAACUAUGGUGGUCUGGUGGCUUGUGCUGUGAACUGCACGUGCUUGGCGCUCCUAAAUUCGGGAGUCGCCAUGCGCCAUGUGGUCGCGGCGGUAACCUGCGCGGUAGACGACGUUGGAAACCUGGUCCUUGACCCUACACACGAGCAGAUACAGAGCUCGCAGGCACUCAUGUACUUCGUGUUUGAAAGCAGCGAAAAGAAUAUGGUUACAGGUUUUACGGAGGGUAAAUUUAGUGAAGAUACAUAUCUUGAAGCACUAGAGCUGUGUCGCUCGGCCAGUGACCUCGUCUUCAAAUUCUACAGAGAAAUUGUUUCCAAAUACUGCAGUGUUAUUGGAUGACGACCAAAAAAAUAGUGUGAAAGAUUAAGAGUUGACCCAAAGGACUUGUGAAUUGUGGCUACUGUGGUUGAGGGGCAGUAAGAUGCAUUAGUGGAUGAUAAUAUCUUAACAAUAUGUUAUUUUUAAAGUGAAAUCCCUAUUAUCCCUAACAACUUCUGGGAUUUAUUAUACAUAUUAAAUUUGUAAUCAAAAUUUAUGAACAAUAUAGAUUGUUUAGAUUUGAAAUUUUCCUAAUAUGCGGUGGAGCAGGUAUCAAUUGUAAAGUAGAUCCUGUAGAUGGAGUUACAAUCUGUGAGUUGAUCAAGACAUACCUACAUUGGCACAUUCGUCACUGGAACGGUUGGCUCAGUUGGUAAGAAUGCUCGGACGGAAUUCGAGAGGUCGCGGGUUUUAAUCCCGAAUCGUUCAUAAAUUUUGGUUGGUUGCUAAUAUCUUGUAUGGAAUGAGAAAGAUUUUUGACCAAAAUGCCAUAGUAUAUUAUUUUAUUAUUAAAGUAAGGGAUAAUUUUUUUGUCGCUAAAACAUAUUUUUCUGCAGAUUUAUUAUUGUGUACAAACUCUUACUUUUUAUUAUAAACAAUAAAAAACUGAUGCAGUAUUCAAAAGAGAAUUCUAAAUGCGGAAUUUACACUGAUUGGCAGUUAUCUCGGAACACAUAGUAUAAAGAUAUUCACCCAAUCAAAUAGAUAUACCUCAGACCUGAGAUGAGUGUGUAUAAGAAACUCAAUGGGCCUAUUUGUACAAAUGGUUACAUCAUUACAUAACAAUAAAUAUAGUAAACUAGUAGUAGAUUUUGUUUAAGAGACCAUCGGAGUUUCAAGUUUGAUUUUGUUAACAAUUAAAUUAAUAAUAAUAAUAUUGACACACUUUUACACAAAUUAUCUUUGUCCCAAACUAGGCAUAGCCUGUACUAUGGGUACUAGACAACGAUAUAUUUAAUAUAAUAUACUUACUUAAAGAUACAUAAAUACAUAUAAACACCCAUGACUCAGAAACAAACAUCCAUAUUCAUCAUAUAAAUGUGUGCACCUACUGGGAUUCGAACCCGGGACCCCUACCCCAGUUGGCAGGGUACCUAACCACUGGGCUAUAGGGGUCCUCAAUUAAUUUUUAAUUAAUUGCUUUAAAGGUUUAAGCAUGGAACAGCAAUUCAUUAAAAAUCAAAUUAGUCUUCGUGAAACUCACGUAAUUUUUUGUUAUGGUGACAGUCCAGCCAUUUUACAGAUUACAUGAAAAAAACAGACCAAAAUUUAAUUACCAGUGACAAUUUCGGUUUUGAAAUGAAACAAUAUAUCUUCUAACUUUGAACACACUGCAUCUUGAGAUUUAAAGUUUCAUAUUUUACAAAUUUACUUUAAAACUAUUUAAAAUUUUAGAGCGGCCGAAAUAGUGGGAACCGAACCACAACCUCAAUAAUAGUACCUAGUCAUAAGACUGUUAGUUUUUUUUAUAUGAACUCGCAACCAUAUUUUUUUAAUACUAAGAAUAAGUUACAUAAUACAGUUUUAAAAUAGGUAAAUAAGUGAUUUAUUUAGGUAUAAGUUUUGUUAAGAAGUUAAUUUAAUAAAUAAUAUUAAAAUGUUA